This is a messenger RNA of Calliphora vicina (urban bluebottle blowfly), 416 nucleotides long. RefSeq names its product pupal cuticle protein C1B-like. The coding region runs from base 48 to 353 and encodes 101 amino acids. The record is from RefSeq and is a predicted model, not a curated record. The transcript is spliced from 2 exons. NCBI's taxonomy places the organism in Eukaryota, Metazoa, Arthropoda, Insecta, Diptera, Calliphoridae.
CAAUUACUUAUUGUACUUGAAAAACUAAACAACUUAUUCACAACAAAAUGUUCAAAUUCAUCGCUGUUUGCUUCUUCGCUGUUUUGGCUGUAGCCGCUGCUACCCCCGGUUUGGUUGCUCCUUUGGCUUAUUCUGCUUACACCUCCCCCUUGGCCUACUCUGCUCCUUUGACUUAUGCCGCUGCUCCCGCUGUUGUUGGUCAUGCUUCAUAUGUAGCUCCUUAUGCCUCCACCUACAAUGCCCAUCACAUCGCUCACUCUGCUGCCUUCCCCGCCGCUUAUGCUGCUGCCCCAGUAGUUCACGCCUCCCCUGUUGCCACUCCCUUUGCUGCUCCCCUUUUGUUGAAAAAGUAAAUCAGAGAAUUGAAUUGAUGAACUGAAAUAAAAGUAAUUGGAAUUAUUAAAGACUGAAACAAA